Molecule: messenger RNA, 1113 nt
Organism: Elephantulus edwardii (Cape elephant shrew)
Lineage: Eukaryota; Metazoa; Chordata; Mammalia; Macroscelidea; Macroscelididae
Gene: CCS
Product: copper chaperone for superoxide dismutase
Exons: 8
Coding region: 1-1113 (370 amino acids)
Biological process (GO): removal of superoxide radicals
Molecular function (GO): copper ion binding
Source: RefSeq, a predicted model, not a curated record
AUGACAACCAGGGCGGGCGAGGCGAGUGCGCCUGCGCGGCCUCCGAGGCGUCAGGCGCGAGGUCUGGAGUGCGCACGCGCGACGGGGCGGGGUGGCGGGUACCUUCCGUCCCUGCGUGUCCCGUCCCUGCGUGUCCGCGGUCCUGCAACCGGCAGGUCCCACUGUGCGGCCGGCGACAGGCGACACGGCCGGGAUGGCGUCGACUUCGGGAGACAGCGGGGCCUCCUGCAAGGUGAGAGUCGAGACCGUGUGUGCAGUUCGCUAACGAGCCUGGGACCAGGGUGCGAGUUAAGAAACAUCCCUGGUUUACUGGGCACUCCGUCCCGGCUCGAGUUCGCUGUGCAGAUGACCUGUCAGAGCUGUGUGGAUGCGGUUCACAAGUCCCUGCAAGGGGUGGCAGGUGUCCACAGUGUGGAGGUGCAGUUGGAGAACCAGAUGGUCCUAGUGGAGACCACCUUGCCCAGCACAAAGGUGCAGGCCCUCCUGGAGGGCACAGGGAGGCAGGCGGUACUCAAAGGAAUGGGCAAUAACCUAUUACAGAACCUGGAGGCAGCAGUGGCCAUCCUUGGGGGGCUUGGCCCUGUGCAGGGGGUGGUGCGCUUCCUGCAGCUGAACCCUGAGCGCUGCCUCAUCGAGGGGACCGUUGAUGGUCUGGAGCCAGGUCCUCAUGGCCUCCAUGUCCAUCAGUAUGGGGACUUGACCAACAGCUGUGACAGCUGUGGGGACCACUUUAACCCUGAUGGAACAUCUCAUGGAGGCCCACAGGAUGCUGAACGGCACCGCGGUGACCUGGGGAAUGUCCACGCUGAUGCUGAUGGCAGAGCGGUCUUCAGGAUGGAGGUGGAGAAGCUAAAGGUGUGGGAGGUGAUUGGUCGCAGUCUGGUGAUCGAUGAGAAGGAGGAUGACCUGGGCCGAGGUGGCCACCCCUUGUCCAAGAUCACUGGAAACUCGGGCCAGAGGCUGGCCUGUGGCAUCAUCGCACGCUCUGCUGGCCUGUUCCAGAACCCCAAACAGAUCUGCUCUUGCGAUGGCCUCACCAUCUGGGAGGAACGGGGCCGGCCCAUUGCUGGGGAGGGCCGAAAGGGGCCGGUCCAGCGCUCUGCCCACCUCUGA